This is a messenger RNA of Helobdella robusta, 2005 nucleotides long. RefSeq lists its product as hypothetical. NCBI's taxonomy places the organism in Eukaryota, Metazoa, Annelida, Clitellata, Rhynchobdellida, Glossiphoniidae. The transcript is spliced from 14 exons. Gene Ontology annotation, molecular function: beta-ureidopropionase activity; DNA binding. The record is from RefSeq and is a predicted model, not a curated record. The coding region runs from base 130 to 1767 and encodes 545 amino acids.
AAAGUAAUUGAUUAACAUUAGCAAGAAGAUUAUCAUCCAAUGUGAAGUAAUUUAAAUCGAGUAUAGAUUAAAAUAAAUUAAUCAAAUAUUAUUAGUCAUUCAGUCAGUCAAUUAAUCUUUUAAUCAAUAAUGGCUUCUAACGGAGAAGAGGGUCGGCUGAUCAACGUGCCCAAAAUUAUGGACGGAACGUGGUUUGCUCUCUCCAAGACGAUAGGAAAAACCGUUGUUGCCGAAUGUCUGAUUUGCCCGAAUAAGUUCUUGAGUGCCCACAUGGGGUCCACAUCCAACCUGCUCAAACACUUGAGGAAAAAACAUAAAGCCGAGUACGAGAAGUACAUAGAACAAAGGACCAAUCGAAGGCAGUCAUCAUCAGUAGCAACAAAAUCUGCUGAAGAUGGUACAGGUACACCCAACACAUUAAAAAGGAAAAUUUUUAUACCUAUUUCAUCACCACGCGAACCAAAAAUGAGAAAAGUUCAAAAUGUUAUGUCCAUUCCCAUGUCUUCCAUUGAUAAUUUUGAUCACCAUCACCAGGACAAGUUUGAAGAAGUUGAAAGUUUAGAAUGUUUGUUGAAGAAUAACAUUCCUCAAGAUGAUUUGAAAAAAGUUUGGUCAUUUCUUUAUGGCAGAGAAUUAAAACAAAUAAAAUUUGAAGAAAAUGUUCUGAGCAAGUGCAUAUUGAUGAAUCUUGAACUUGAAGGAUUUGAGAUCAGAGGCAAGCCAGAACGCAUCCGACCUCCAAGAAUAACCAGGGUUGGUCUUAUUCAGCACAAAAUUGUUCUUGAAACCACUGAGCCAAUCGAUAAACAGAGAGAUGCAAUUAUGGAGAGGGUUGGUGAAAUUCUUGACGUUGCGGGCCACAACAAUGUUAAUGUUGUCUGCCUGCAAGAAUGCUGGACUUCUCCAUUCUUCAUGUGCACGAGAGAAAAAGAUCCAUGGCUGGAGCUUGCAGAGGAUGCCCUCACUGGACCCUCAACUAAAAUGCUCUCUGAAUUCGCCAAGACAUACAACAUGGUUAUAAUAUCUCCAAUACUGGAACGUGAUGAAAUCAACGGAGAUCAAAUUUUUAAUACUGCAGUUGUAAUAUCAAACACUGGCAAGGUCAUUGGCAAGACAAGGAAGAAUCACAUACCUCGAGUUGGAGAUUUCAAUGAAUCCUCGUAUUACAUCGAAGGAGACAUGGGACAUGCUGUCUUCGAUACCUGCUAUGGCAAGUUAGGAGUGAACAUAUGCUACGGGAGACACCAUCCGCAGAACUGGAUGGCCUACGGAUUGAAUGGAGCUGAAAUUGUUUUCAACCCAUCUGCUACUGUAUCUGGCUUGAGCGAGCCACUGUGGCCCAUAGAAGCCAGGAAUGCAGCUGUAGCAAACAGUUACUACGCAUGCGCCGUCAACAGAGUUGGAACUGAGGUCUACCCACACGAGUUCACAUCAGGCGACAAGAAACCAGCACACAAGGAGUUUGGGCAUUUUUAUGGAUCGAGUUAUGUGGCUGCCCCUGAUGGAUGCAGGACGCCCGGCUUGUCAAGAUUGAAUGACGGCCUUCUUGUGGUUGAUUGUGAUCUGAACUUGUGUCGUCAAGUGAAGGAUAACUGGGGCUUCAGGAUGACCCAACGCCUGCCACUCUAUGCCGACCUUCUGACCAGGGCGUCAAGACAAAACUUUGAACCUCAAAUUAUCCGAGACUUAUCAAGAACCGAUGAAGACUUCAAGAUAGGACUGUGCGAUAAUGACAACUACAACGAUGAUACCUCGUCAUUUAAAUAAAUCAUCCAAUUGUUACGAUUUUAAUUUGCAUUAUUAUCUGUAGCACAUAUCGAAUUCGUUCUCAUUUGCCAAAAAGUAUUCUAAGUAAAUAAUUCUAAUUGGUAUGCGAUAAUAUGCUAACGAUACAGUUCUGAUCAUUAAAAUGUAUGUAUGCCCUCGCAUUGUUCUUGAAAUCAUUACAUUUAAAUUUAUUUUUUCUUUUAAUGAAGUAUCACUUGAGAAAAUUUUAUAAAAAAAA